AUGUCAACCAAUACAACAGAUCAAUUAGUUUUAUUUAAACGUCUUUUUAUUAUAUUUGGCUCAAUAUGUUUUCUUUGGUUGAUUAUUGGAUUUAUAUUUCUAUCCAUUCAAACAUAUCGACAUUUAAAAAGGAAGACAUAUUUAAAAUAUCUUUAUUAUAAUUAUGCAUCAAAAUUACCAUCAUCAUUAUUAUUACCCAUUGAAAACGCAUUCAAAGAAGAUCAUAUGAUUGAUUGUGAUCAAAUUGAUGAUGAACAAACAAGUAUUUAUACAACAGCUUCAUUUGAUACGGAACAAUCGAAAAUUGUUCAUGAACAAACAAAUUUUAUUCCAUCAUGUCAACGAAUAUCCACAGAACAAUAUGAAUUAACAUUGUCAAAUACAGCAGCAAUUUCUAAUCUAUCUUACAAUCAAUCAAUAUUAACAUCAUCGAGUAAUCUUAGUACAUCACUUUUCUAUUAUCAAUCAUGUCAAAAAUUUUCUUAUUCUCAAUCAACAUUAUCUUCAUUGAAAACAAACAUUCAUCAAAAAAUUCGACGACCUUCAUUAAUCAUUCCAUUAAAUAAUUCUUCAUCGUCAAUUGAUCAAUUUAAUUUAAAACGUCAAUUAUCUCAAACUUCAACAAAUACAAAUUUAAGUCAAAUUACAAAUACAACAUAUUUAUCAUCACAAUCAUCAAUAAAGACAAUACCUUUACCAACAGUUAUGAUUACAGAUGUUGAUCGUUUACAUACAGAUAUAAUUGAACUUGAAAAUUUCGAGCCAGAAAAUGAUUUUUAUCAUAUAAAUUCUCAGUUAAGAUAUUUACUCAACGAUCGAAUACCACACGACAUUAAAUGA
Molecule: messenger RNA, 840 nt
Organism: Rotaria sp. Silwood1
Lineage: Eukaryota; Metazoa; Rotifera; Eurotatoria; Philodinida; Philodinidae
Source: the annotation of a GenBank genome assembly